Molecule: messenger RNA, 861 nt
Organism: Rotaria socialis
Lineage: Eukaryota; Metazoa; Rotifera; Eurotatoria; Philodinida; Philodinidae
Source: the annotation of a GenBank genome assembly
AUGGAUUCUGCAACAACAUCCGUAAUUAAUUAUUUAGAACAACGAGCUGAAGUCGAUCGAGUUCAUGUCAAAGAUAAAAGUACAUGUUCAGCAGAUGCUUUACUACAGUGGGAAGACAAAAACGAAUGCGAAUUACCUGAUGAUCUGAAAAAAUUCUAUGCAAUGUCAGAUGGACUUGAUAUACGAUGGUCAGUUAAAACGGGAAAUAAUAACACAAUACCAACAUUUAUUGGUAAAAUGCAUAUAAAUUCAUUGAAUGAUUUAACGAAAAUAGUUACAGCUGGAUCGAAGCAAACAGCCGUUGAUGAAUUGAAUGAUUUUUCUGAGAAUGACGCACCUCGAUUUAAUUCUCGUUCAUGGCAUAUAUUUGAACUUGAUAAUUCCGAAGGACAAGGACGCGUUUGUCUUGUCUAUAAUCCAAGUCGCGAUGUGAGUAUUUGGUUUUUGGAUCGUUCAUUACAUUUUCAUCGGCUUGCUUUUACGUUUACUGAUUAUUAUCGUCUGCUACUUCUUCAUUGUGGUUUACCUUAUUGGCAAUAUAAAUAUACUGAUUCCGGUAUUCCACCAUAUAUAUUACAUUGGUACUAUACCAUUGCACCUUCUUUAUUAAUUCCGUGUGCGGCCGAUGACAUAUCAUCAUUGAAUUUAAUUUCAUUUAAUAUCGAAAAAGUGUUCCAAAAGAAUGCAAGUUCCGCGUCAAAGAAUUCUAAAGCGCCAAAUCAACAAAAUUCAACAGGACAAUCUCAACAACCCUAUCCGGUUGCUGGGAUUCGUAGUGCAACACAAAAUCAAAAACGUACAAUUCAACAAACCAAAAGUAUCAAUCGAUCGUCUUCUGUUCCACGUUCCAUGAAUAAUUGA